Messenger RNA from Syngnathus typhle (broad-nosed pipefish), 1746 nucleotides. RefSeq names its product LIM/homeobox protein Lhx1-like. Gene Ontology annotation, biological process: regulation of transcription by RNA polymerase II; neuron differentiation. Gene Ontology annotation, molecular function: RNA polymerase II transcription regulatory region sequence-specific DNA binding; DNA-binding transcription factor activity, RNA polymerase II-specific. The transcript has 4 exons. Bases 612 to 1517 code for a protein of 301 amino acids. The record is from RefSeq and is a predicted model, not a curated record. Gene Ontology annotation, cellular component: nucleus. NCBI's taxonomy places the organism in Eukaryota, Metazoa, Chordata, Actinopteri, Syngnathiformes, Syngnathidae.
UCGCAUCACAUCAUAUGCGAACGGAGGCGACGAGGGCACGGAUCCCUGCUUACACAGAUUGACUGGAGACACCAGCGCAUCUUGGCCAGCAGAAAACAAAGACGCGUUGACAGUGGAUACGCUACGAUGCCAGCGUAAUUUGCAUCAUUUUCAAGCGCUCGUUUGGUUGUGUGACAUAUCUGCAUUUUGAGACAUUUUCAUCAACUAGUUGCCGUGUCCAGCACUACCCGCUUCAAGUUUGUUUCUGCAGAAAAGCCAAACCAGGUCUAAGUGCACCCGGCUAUAGGUUACCUCUUUUCGGAGCCAGGUGCUGAAAUCUCCUCUUUUUUUUACGCCACUGUUUUCUCCGGAUCCAACAAGGGAGUGUUUCUUUCUCCACCAGUGACAUAACGCAGCCAGUAUUUAUUCUUUUCUGCGUUUUGUACGGUAAACCUUCAUUGCGCAUGCAAAGAAAUCCUUUGGUGACACGGAAUUGACAAGCGUCUCCACGCACAUUGACCGAAAGGAGCCCCAGGCGAAUGACAAGGGUAAUAAGUCGGCCAUUGCUUGGCCUGUAUUGCUGAAUUGUUGUGUGUGAGCACCUUUAACGGAGUUUUAACCCAGCCAAAGCGAUGGUACACUGCGCCGGGUGCGAAAGGCCUAUCUUGGACCGCUUUUUGCUCAAUGUGCUGGACCGAGCCUGGCACGUCAAGUGCGUCCAGUGCUGCGAGUGCAAAUGCAAUUUGACGGAGAAAUGUUUUUCUCGAGAUGGGAGACUGUACUGCAAAGAUGACUUCUUUGGGCGGUUCGGCACCAAGUGUGGAGGCUGUUCGCAGGGCAUCUCUCCAAAUGACUUGGUCCGGAGGGCUCAAAACAACGUGUUCCAUCUCAACUGCUUCACAUGCAUGAUGUGCAAUAAGCAGCUCUCGACUGGAGAAGAGCUCUACAUCAUAGAUGAAAGCAAAUUCGUUUGCAAAGACGAUUACAUGAGCAACGGCAUUGUAAAAGACACAAACCUCCUUUCAGUAACGGUGUGCAGCGACCCGAGUUUAUCCCCGGACUCACAAGACCCCCACCAGGACGACGUGGUUCUUAAGGAAACAGAGAUUGCUGCCCUCUCGGAUAAGGAAACUGUAAACAACGAGAACGACGACCAGAAUCUGGGUGGCAAGAGACGGGGCCCACGGACAACAAUAAAGGCUAAACAGCUGGAGACGCUGAAGGCAGCUUUUGCUGCGACACCCAAACCCACCAGACACAUCAGGGAGCAACUGGCACAGGAGACUGGCCUCAACAUGAGGGUUAUUCAGGUCUGGUUCCAGAAUCGCCGUUCCAAAGAGAGGCGUAUGAAGCAGUUGAGCGCACUGGGAGCCCGCAGGCAUGCGUUUUUCAGGAGUCCAAGGCGGAUGAGAACGCUGGUUGACCGCCUGGAACCAGGAGAGCUCAUCCCGAAUGGACCUUUCUCUUAUUAUGGAGGUGUGUUUGACUUUCACUCUAAGUGGAAUUCCCUCCUAUUUUUGCAAAUCCAAGAUAUUUAAUUGUUUUUCACACUGCCCUAUUAAUUACUAGGGGUGUAACGAUUCAUCGAUACACAUUGAUUAAUCGAUAUAAUGCUCUACGAUUUGUUGGCAUCGAUGCUAAACGUAAACAUGGAUCUAUAUCGCCCGUUUUUGACCUCGGACAUUAGACGCGACUUUAUUUUGAAAUCCGGUUCAUUGUUGCUUGCUUCCUCUUUCCGGGAGCAGUGCGGGGCAUGUUGUGUUGUGA